This is a messenger RNA of Neurospora tetraspora, 2533 nucleotides long. RefSeq names its product RNA polymerase III subunit RPC82-domain-containing protein. The coding region runs from base 348 to 2225 and encodes 625 amino acids. Gene Ontology annotation, biological process: DNA-templated transcription. The record is from RefSeq and is a predicted model, not a curated record. The transcript has 4 exons. NCBI's taxonomy places the organism in Eukaryota, Fungi, Ascomycota, Sordariomycetes, Sordariales, Sordariaceae. Gene Ontology annotation, molecular function: single-stranded DNA binding. Gene Ontology annotation, cellular component: RNA polymerase III complex.
AUAAUUUGUAUCAUUUUGUCAUUCGGAUUUCCCCGCGGUCGAACAGUCACCACCGAAUAUUGCAGGCGCAUUGCAUUCCACUGAACACCUUUGACAGAGGUAGUCCCCCACCAUACAAAACUGACUUUCGGUCAACUUAAUAUAUAAUUCCACGACUCCACCCUCUCUUCUUCCACUUCCUCCCCCACCAAUCCCUGGAGAUCUCCCAUGCCAUAUCGGUAGUAACCGUGGAAGCUCUAGAGAUAGUGAGAGGAUCUCUAGGAGCCAGAUCUUCUUCAACUUUAUAUUAUAACAUCGGCAUCAACAACAACAAACGUCAUCUGAUUAUACGAGUACUGAUACCAACCAUGGCUGUUAUCAAAGAGAAAGCAGAGUUCUGCACUCUGCUCGUCGACGAGCUCUACGGCCAACUCCCCGCUAGAGUCUAUGCAACUCUUUUUCAGCGAGGAAAGCUCUCGAUCCGCCUCAUCAGCCAGUUCUCCAAACUCAACGCCCGCCAAGUCAAGAAUGGCCUCUGCGUCCUUCAACAACACAACCUCCUCUUCUACACAGUCGACGCCAACUCGGGCGAGGCCGAAUACUCAGUAAACCACGACUACGCCUACAACCUCGUGCGCACCGGCAAGAUCCUCGAAAUGGUAGAUAACAGCUACGGCCCCGCCGGCCGCGACGUCAUGCAGAAUCUCCUGCUCCUCGGACAGACCCGAAUCUCCGACUUGGUGGCCGCCUACCAGGCCAAGAUCAACCUGGCCAACAGCGACGACGCAUGGCUGAACGACAAGAAGCCCGAGCUCGUGAUUAAGAGCAAAGCACAACUUAACUCGGUGCUUUGCCGACUCAUCGAGGCCGAGUUGAUCGAUGUCGUCCAUAGCAAGACCUUCCAGAGCGCCCACGAGAUUGAGAAGCAAGUGCACAAAGAGGUCAUGGACUUUUACUUUCCCAACGGCAUCAAGGGUACAAAGGCCAAGGUUGAAUUUGAACAGAAGGUGGCGGAGGGCCUUCGCAAGGUGCGCGAGGAGUCCAAGACACUCAAGCGUAAGCUGGCUCAGAAUGGAGGAGCAAGCAAGCGGAGGAAGCUGGCGGUUGGAAACGAGACGAAUGGGGUUCCGGAAGAGGAGGAGGAUUUGGACCCGGCGUUGGACCCCCGACAAGUUAUCCGCAUCAACUACGAAAAGUGCAUUGUCGAACUACGCAGCCGCCGCCUUGUUCAAUACGUCAACGAGACCCUCGGAGAGACGACAGGAUACGUUUAUGGUCAACUGCUUAAGCAACUGACGAAGAACACUCCGCGCUGUAGGCCAGACCCUCUCAUGGACACCUUGACGCCGGAAGGCGAGAAGGAGACGCCCUCGGUCACAACAAACGAGAUUCUUGAUAAGGUCAAGACCUCGAUCGACCUAACACUCGGAAUCGGCAAGAUUCCAAGCAAGGCGAUUUCGAAAUCAGCUGCAGAGAGACUCACGCCGUUUGCUCCCAAGGACAAGAUUCCUUUCAUGAACCAAGACGACAGCGACGAUGACGAAGAGGAUGGUGAUUACAGCGACAGUGACGAAGAGAUGGACACUAAGAAGGAAAAUGGGGACGCGUCAGUCGCUAGGAUGAGCCGACCUGAGCAGCUGCGGCAACACCUCUUGCUACUGGCCGAGGGUCAUCCAGGCUUCGUUCGUCACUGCGGAGAGGAUGAGUGGACGAUCGACUUCAAGCCUCUAAUGGAGAACCUCCGGGCGACAGAACUCGACUCCAUCAUCGAGCAGACGAGCGGUCGCCAGGGCCUCAGGUUAACACGCAUCCUCCGCACCAAGGGCAAGCUAGGCGAGCAAGCCCUUCAGUCUCUCAGCCUGAUGCGUAAGGUCGACCUCCAGCAAAAGAUGCUAGAGAUGCGUCUCGCCGGCUUCGCCCAUACGCAGGAAGUGCCCCGCGACAACAAGGCCGAUCCCAAGAAGUCCAUUUUCCUGUGGUACUGCGACACGGAACAAGCCUACAGCGGCCUGAUCGCCAAGUGCUACGCAACUAUGGUGCACUGCUUGCAGGUGCUGGAGGUGCGCCGGCAAAAGGAGAAGGACGUGUUGUCGCUGGCGAAGCGGACAAACGUCAAGGGCAAGGAGAAGGAUAUGAUGCGUGACGAGUCGUACGCGAGGUUUGCCAAGUUCUUGAAGGACGAGAAACUGCUGAUGGCGGAGAUCAUGCGGAUCGAUGAUACCUUGGCUCUGUUACAAGACUUCUAGAAAAAGCCCGAGCACUGCCCGAAGACGAGAACUACUUAUGCACAAGAGAAUGAUGUGGGUGCCGGGUAUACCAAAGCUUACAGCCAAGAUCAUGGUGAGGUGAUGAUGUUUCGGCGGCGAGGAAAUGCGCCCUGUGCGAUACCAAUAUGGGGAGAUCAUUUGCGGGCUGAUUUCCCGUCUCCGUGACGGGCUAGGUUUAUGGGAUGCAUUCAUAGAUGUAUUAAACAUCAGUUUGUUGUGUUUUGGGCAUUAUUAAAAUAGAGACAAAAACAUUGUCAUAACAUUUCUCAACGAUCAGUGACAUGUGC